UAAAUCUUAGAAUAAAGAAGCAUAAAAUGCAAAAGUCAGAAGAUACAAUUGGUGAUGAUGAUGAAAAUGAACAGCUUGUACCUUAUGAUUUUCAUGAGGAAAAAUACGAGUUUGCAAAACACUGUUUCUCAAAGAGGCAUAAGGAGGAACCAUUUAAAUUUUCAAAGAAUUGUUUAACCAAGAAGCGUCCAUAUUCAGUAUUUAAUUAUGAUUUUGAUAAUAAUAAGAUCUGCUUUUCUUCAAUAGAAUAUCCUCCAUUUAAAAAAAGGUGUUGUGAAAAUGGACAAUGUUUGCCAGAUGUCACAUGGAACUCAUUUGAAGAUUUGUUUGCUUAUCUAAAGUACAGAGUUUUUUCUUUUGCUAUAAAUAAAUGUCAUAUGGUAAACAUGAAGAACAUCCAACCAAAGAAAAAGAAAGGUAUCACAAGAACAAAUAAAAAUACAGAACUAUUUUUUGAAUUAUGUACAUCAUCAAAUAAUAAACAAGUAAACAACAUUAAUAAAUGUAAGACAGUUGCUGAUAAAAAAGAUUGCAUCAUAAAUAAUGAAGUAAUUGACACAUCAACAAAUGCAACACAUUUUUCAUUAAACAGUUUUAAUGAACAAAAUUCUCCAGAAUUGGAUUUGUUUGGUUGCCAAAUAAAAAUGGGUUUGCCAACAUUUGUCUCGCUUAAAUCCAUUUACUCACCUGAAUUGUGUAAAAUGGAAGAUGCUGUUAAUAAGGAAUGUGUGCAUACUCUAGAGGUUGAUAAUCAGUUGAAAUUAUUAAAUGGUUCUGAACUUUUUAAAAGCCAUCAACUAACUUCACAUUUUGAAUCAACUAAUAAGCAAUCUUCCAAUAAUAUUUUAAAGUUAAAAAGUUGGGUUUGUUCUCCUGUAAAAUAUGAAAAAGAUUCUCCAUUGCUUAUUUCAAAUGACUUUCAGAUCCCUGAUGAUUUACCCAAUGAAAAUCUUCAUGUUGUUCCAGAUGAAAACUUAGCUUUGGAUCAAAAUGAUAAACCUUUGGAAACCUCAGAAUCUCUCUAUCCAAAUGAAAAUCACUUUGAUUAUGAGAAGUUUUGUUCAUUAAAUGACAAAAAAGUCUCUAUAUCAUCAGAAUCUCUACUUUUACCAUUGCAGGAAAGGUCAUUGCCUUUUAACAAAAGUGAAAGAUCUGUUUCUAAGAAUACUAUUGACUACAUAAUAUCUGAACUUAUGUCAACUCAAGGACCAUCUAACAUGGACCUUGAUUUACAAAGACCAUCAAUAGAAUAUAGUUUAAACAACUCAGUAAAACGAAAGAUAAGUUUUGAUCAACUAGAAAAUUCAGUUGUCCCUAAUAUUGAAGAUAUUCAGAUCAAAUGUUUUUCAAAGGGAAACAUUCUAAAAAAAGUUAAAGAUUCUCAAGAAGAAAAUUUGUUGGAACAGGGUUGUUUUCCGCGACCGCAAGCAUUGGGAUCAAGUAUUUCAGUUCCAUUUUCUCACGAGAUUUUUAUAAAUAACAUUCCUAAUUUUAAGACGCCACAGAAAUUGAGGCUUGGUUUAUCAAAAAAAAGGAGAGUGCUUUCUUUGCAUCCGCACCAUGAAUAAAAGGUUUUACGACGGUUUUUAAAACUGUAAAACUUUAAGUGUCAUAUUUUGUGUUUAUUAAAUUAGCUUGCGUUUUUUAAGAAAGUAAAAAGUGUUUAUAUUUUGACCUGUAAAUAAUUGUUGAUAAUAGUUUUUUUGUAAUUCUACAAAUUAGUUUUAUAAUAUUUAAAUAGUUUUGCUUUUUAUUAUUAUUAUCAACCCAAGUUUUUACUUGCAGGAAAAAAAAAAUUUAUUAAAUGAUUACACAAGGUUUUUAUUUAUUAUUGGUAAAAUGUUAUAAUUUUUACAAGUUCUUUACUGUUAAUAUUUGUUACAAUUGUUAAUAAAGAUUUUUAACUAAA
Messenger RNA from Hydra vulgaris (swiftwater hydra), 1909 nucleotides. RefSeq lists its product as uncharacterized. The record is from RefSeq and is a predicted model, not a curated record. NCBI's taxonomy places the organism in Eukaryota, Metazoa, Cnidaria, Hydrozoa, Anthoathecata, Hydridae.